Molecule: messenger RNA, 714 nt
Organism: Eimeria maxima
Lineage: Eukaryota; Apicomplexa; Conoidasida; Eucoccidiorida; Eimeriidae
Product: Chromosome III, complete sequence, related
Exons: 7
Coding region: 1-714 (237 amino acids)
Source: RefSeq, a predicted model, not a curated record
AUGCUAUAUGGAUCUGAACAAUUAGAUCCUUAUAUUGGAAAGCUGAAGAUGGCCAAAUUGUUGGAAGUUUUAAAUCAAGAUGAUAUCCUUAAUGCGGCAGCAGAAGGAGGAUACGGCAGCACAGAAGUACGUGAGGGUGUAGUUAAGGCAAUAGAUAAUGAGCAAACAAAAAGAGAGGUUUUAUUAGCACUACAAUUAAGAGAUCGUGUACAACCUUUUGUUGAUGGAGAAGGAGAAGAAUGGAAAAAAAAAAUGAAAAAAGAAAUCAAAGAAUUAUGCUCGGUUCGGAAUACAUUUGCCGUGGCAAAGUCCGUGCUGCAGGCAGCAAUGGCAGCAACAGACAUUCAGCAAAGACACCAACAAAAGACAAAAGAAGAAACGCAAAAAGCUGACGAUACACCCCAAAACCCUAAUCGUCUUGAUACACAAGAUAUUGAUAAGGUUGGGGAAAUUCUUCAGAGUGUUUUAUCUAUUGUCGCUUGCGACGUCGAAGAUACCGCCAGAAAGGCAGCAGAAAAGAUAUGCCGUGACGAAUCCGUCUCCUUAGAAAUAAGGGUUUUAAGGGCAGAGGCGCUGCAGUGGUUAGGGGAGGAGAUGGCAGCAGCAGCAGCAGCAGCAGCAGCAAUUAAACAGAAGGAAAGGUUUGAUGUAUCUAGACAUAUGGAGGAUGCAUUCAUUAAGGCUACGAUUGCGGCCGAUGAGAAAAACCGCUAA